AUGCUUGCUUUCUUAUUGAAAAGUGCUACGAAAAUGUGUAAUAUAUUGAGUGCAUGUAACAUUAAGAGUCUAAGAACAUUAUGCACAACUAUUGAAGAUUAUACAUCACCCCUUGCUGGAAUUAGAGUUUUGGAUUUAACGCGUAUUGUGGCUGGCCCCUAUUGCACUAUGAUUCUUGGUGAUCUUGGAGCUGAAGUUUUGAAGAUAGAGAAACCUGGUACUGGCGAUGAAGCAAGGAAGUGGGGUCCUCCUUUUGUUACAGGAACAAAAGAAUCUGUUUAUUUUCUUAGCGUGAACAGGAACAAAAAGAGCAUAUGUAUUGAUUUGAAGGAAGGUAAAGAGAUUGUCUAUGAAUUGGCAAAAAAGUCUGACAUUUUGGUAGAGAAUUAUGUUCCUGGUAAAUUGGGAAGGCUGGGCCUGGGAUACAAAGAUAUUUGUAAAGUAGCACCACAUCUUAUAUAUUGCUCUUUGACUGGUUAUGGGUAUAAGGGUCCUUAUGCAAAUAGGCCAGGGUAUGAUGUGAUUGCUGCUUCUGUUGGAGGCUUGUUAGAUAUAACAGGUCCAAAGGAUGGAUCGCCGUGUAAAGUUGGGGUAGCUGUAACUGAUUUAGCAACAGGUUUAUAUGCCCAUGGUGCAAUAAUGGCAGCAUUGUAUCAAAGAAUGAAAACCAAUAAGGGACAAUGGAUUCAGUGUAACUUAUUGUCAACGCAAGUUGCUAGUUUAAUAAACAUUGGUUCAAAUUAUUUGAAUGCUAAUAAAGAAGCAGUAAGGUGGGGUUCUGAGCAUGAAAGUAUUGUUCCGUAUGAAGCUUUCCCAACAAAAGAUGGAUAUAUGACUGUUGGAGCAGGAAGUAACGUUCAGUUUUUAGAGUUGCUCAAAAGAAUGCAGCUAGUAGAAUUGUUUAAUGAUGAUAGAUUUAAAGAUAAUACUGCUAGAGUGGAAAACAGAGAUGGACUAUUAGAGAUUCUUAGAAGAGAGUUUAAAAGGAGAAGUAACAAAGAUUGGGCAGCUAUAUUUGAUGGUGCCUCUUUUCCGUAUGGUCCAAUAAAUACAGUAGCACAGGUCUUUGAAGAUCCACAUGUAAAGUACAUAAAAAUUGUAGAAGAAAUGGAACAUUCCUCAGGGGAAAAGGUCAAAGUUGUUGGUCCCCCUGUAACAUACAGUUAUGCUGCAAAUAAAGUCAGAUUAGCACCUCCUAUGUUGGGACAGCAUACUGAAGAAAUAUUGAAAGAUAUUUUGGACUAUUCUGAUCAUAAGAUACAAAGUUUAAAGAAAAUUAAAGUUGUGCAAUAG
Messenger RNA from Dufourea novaeangliae, 1293 nucleotides. Its product is annotated as succinate--hydroxymethylglutarate CoA-transferase. Gene Ontology annotation, molecular function: catalytic activity. The record is from RefSeq and is a predicted model, not a curated record. Bases 1 to 1293 code for a protein of 430 amino acids. The transcript has 2 exons. Lineage: Eukaryota; Metazoa; Arthropoda; Insecta; Hymenoptera; Halictidae.